Messenger RNA from Paraphaeosphaeria sporulosa, 1755 nucleotides. Its product is annotated as dynactin-like protein Arp1 p62 subunit RO2. The transcript has a single exon. The record is from RefSeq and is a predicted model, not a curated record. Gene Ontology annotation, cellular component: dynactin complex. NCBI's taxonomy places the organism in Eukaryota, Fungi, Ascomycota, Dothideomycetes, Pleosporales, Didymosphaeriaceae. Bases 55 to 1755 code for a protein of 566 amino acids.
CGCAGCUUGGCCGCGAGGCCAUACAAGAUUGCCCUUCGACCCUGCACAGCCAACAUGGCGCAGACAUUCCCGUACACGUACUACGCCUGCGAUUGCUACGACAGCAACAAUACAAGCUCCACGAAGCGCGCCUCGCAGCUGCUGCAGGAAGCCGAAGAGGACGAACGCACCUUCGACCCCCGCAGCCCGCGCGCAAACUACUCGCUGUACCCGCUCGAGCACCUGCUGUACUGCGAGGACUGUCAGCAGAUCCGGUGCCCCCGCUGCAUCAUCGAGGAAACCCUCAAUUGGUACUGCCCCAGCUGCCUCUUCGAGGUCCCCAGCUCCGUGGUCAAGAGCGAUGGGAACAGAUGCACCAGGAGUUGCUUCAGCUGCCCGCUAUGCACGUCGCCCAUGCAGACCUUCUCGCUCGACAUGACGGGCGAGAGCGCCCCUCCGUUCAUCUUGGAGUGCCAAUACUGCCGCUGGAGCACCCUCGAGAUCGGCAUUGAGUUUGAGAAGGGCCAGGGGAUUGCAGCCCAGCUGGCGAGGAUUGGAAAUGGGGGCAAGCACAUCCCGACCAAUAAGGAGCGCGACAAAGAGCGAGAGCGUAGGAAGGAGAUCGAGGGAAGAAAGAGUAGGGACCUACUGUCGCCGUCGACUGAAUCCACCAACACCGACGCAGAUCGAGCAGAUGGUCCGCCCAGCCACGACGACCUGUUCUCCAACCUCACGGCCUUUUACAAGUCCCAGGUCGACGCUCAGACGCCAUCGAAUCCCUUCUCCUCGCACGACAUCAACUUCUCAUCCCCUUCAGCCUACUCUCGCAUCAUGAACCUGUAUUCUACUACUGGCUCCAAGAAGAACAAGCGCAACAAGCCAAGCGCCAUGCGUGAAGUCGCCAGUUCACUCGAAGGUCUCACGAUACACGACCCCGCCAAUGACGCCGCAGCAAUUGAACGCAUCAAGAAGGAAGGCUGGGGUGUCACCCUGUCGCCCGCGCAGAAACAUGCCCAGAUCAACCCAAAUGUGCGCUUUGUAGAUGAAUUACGCCCACUCGCAACGCUUCUCUGCACCAAGCGUUCCAAGCGUUGCCGUUCCUGUCGCCAGAUCCUCACGAAGCCCGAGUCAAAGAUAACUUCGACCCGCUACAAAAUCAAGCUUCUGGCACUCAACCAUAUUCCUCGCCUCAGCAUCCGUGCCCUAAACGCAAUGCCCCCCGCCGCCGUUGCCAGUCGCACAGCUGACGCCUUCGAUUACAAUGCGCUCAAACCCGGCAUGCCGUCGCAUUUUCUCCUGCAUAUCAGCAACCCGCUCUUCGACCCCAUCAAAGUCACACUAGCAACACCCAGUACUACGCCGGGUCGUGUCCAGUCGCGUGUCACCAUCCUGUGUCCGCAGUUCGAUGUCGGUGCAAACACAGACAUCUGGGACGACGCUCUCUCUUCCUCCCUCUCACCCAUAAAGCGUGGCUCGAUCACGGACCAAGCGCCCCAGAUCGAAGCCGGCAAGAUCUGGGACCGCGGCCGCAACUGGACGAGCGUCGCUGUCGAAAUCGUACCCGGGUUCACAAAUGCUGUCAGCUCUGACGGGCGAGAUGAGCUGGAAGAGGACGAGGAUGUAUUGGAGAUUCCGAUCUUCGUGAGGAUCGAAUAUGAGACAGAUGCCGGUGCGGAUGAGAGGGGACUGGGUGAUUCGCGGGGCAGCAAGGGUGAGAAGGAGCGGAGGGAGGAGGCAUUUUGGACGGUGGUGGGUGUGGGUAGGAUCAAGGGUUGA